Molecule: messenger RNA, 1206 nt
Organism: Chrysochloris asiatica (Cape golden mole)
Lineage: Eukaryota; Metazoa; Chordata; Mammalia; Afrosoricida; Chrysochloridae
Product: arylacetamide deacetylase-like 2-like
Exons: 5
Coding region: 1-1206 (401 amino acids)
Cellular component (GO): membrane
Molecular function (GO): carboxylic ester hydrolase activity
Source: RefSeq, a predicted model, not a curated record
AUGGAGUGGAAAGUUUUAUGCGUUGGACUGACUUUUGUUCUUUUUGCUUAUUUUAUUUAUACACCUAUGCCAGAAAACAUUGAAGAACCCUGGAAAGUAAGAAUCAUGGAUGCUGUUGUAAAAUGUACUUCAUUUGUGGCUAAGUUACUUGAAAACAUAGGUAUUAUGAGAUAUGAAGAAUUCUUUACUAUGUUAAUGGAACUGGACUAUUCACAACCAAUUUCUGAUGAAAACAUCACAGUGACUGAUACAACAUUUAGUGACAUUCCAGUACGUUUGUACCUGCCAAAGAGGAAGUCAGAAAGAAAGAGACGAGCUGUAAUUUUUAUUCAUGGUGGUGCUUUUGUUUUGGGAAGUUUUAAGCAACUAUCCUAUGACUUCCUGAAUAGACAGACAGCAAACAAACUUGACGCUGUUGUUGUGGGAGCAGACUACAGACUAGCUCCUCAAUAUCAAUUCCCUGUUGCUUUGGAUGAUGUCUUUGCUGUAGUUAAACACUUUCUACAAGAUAAAAUUCUUGAAAAAUAUGGAGUGGAUCCCACCCGAAUCUGUAUUUCUGGAGAUAGUUGCGGAGGUUUACUUGCAACAAAAGUGAUUCAACUGAUGCAGAAUAAUCCAGAAUUCAAAGAUAAAAUUAAGGCACAAGCUUUGUUAUACCCUCACUUACAGAUAAUUGAUACCUCCACACCAUCUUACCAAGAAAAUAAAUAUGGUCCAAUACUAUCAAAGGAUUUGGGGAUUCAGCUUGAAUGUCUAUAUUUGACCACGGAUAAAAGAUGUAUCGAAGCAGUUGAAGCAAAUCAGCAUAUGCCUGAGGAAUCAAGACAUCUGUUCAAAUUCGUUAACUGGAGUAUCUUUCUUCCUGAAAAGUUUAAAAAGAACCAUGUUUACUCAGAACCAAUUCUGGGAAGAUAUGACUUCAGAAAUCCAGCACUUAUGGAUAGUAGGUUAUCACCCUUAUUGGUCAGUGAUAUUGAGUUACAAAAAUUGCCACUAACCUAUAUCCUUACCUGCCAGUAUGAUAUCCUAAGAGAUGAUGGACUUAUGUAUGUCACACGACUGCGAAAUGUUGGUGUUCAAGUUACUCAUGACCAUAUAGAGAAUGGAUUCCAUGGAGCACUGGCGUAUAUGGGAUCAAUGGUGCAUUUACGUAUAGGAAUUAGACUAAAAGAUAAGUAUAUUAGUUGGCUAGAUGAAAAUCUAUAA